Macroventuria anomochaeta is the source of this 864-nucleotide messenger RNA. Its product is annotated as imidazoleglycerol-phosphate dehydratase-like protein. Lineage: Eukaryota; Fungi; Ascomycota; Dothideomycetes; Pleosporales; Didymellaceae. The transcript has a single exon. Gene Ontology annotation, molecular function: imidazoleglycerol-phosphate dehydratase activity. Gene Ontology annotation, biological process: L-histidine biosynthetic process. The record is from RefSeq and is a predicted model, not a curated record. Bases 104 to 808 code for a protein of 234 amino acids.
CGACAGCACUCACAACUGCAAUUGACCACCAACUUCACCUUGCUAUCCCGUAGAACACAUCUGCAACAUCACAUCUAGAGCCAAGUUCGACAAUACCGCCACAAUGCCGCGCACCGCAACCCUCAACCGCGACACCAACGAGACCAAAAUCCAAGUCUCCAUCAACCUCGACGGCGGCUCGCUGGACGCCUACGAGCACUCCGACUUCUGGGCAGCCCUCGACAAGAAGAACCUGAACGGCGAAGGUGAGAACAUCGAAAAGGACCAUGCAACACAAAAGUCCAACAGCCAGGAAAUCUCCGUCGACACCGGCAUCGGCUUCCUCGACCACAUGAUCCACGCGCUGGCCAAGCACGCCGGCUGGUCCCUCCGCAUCAGGUGCAAGGGCGACCUGCACAUCGACGACCACCACACCUCCGAAGACGCGUUCCUUGCACUCGGUGCUGCGUUCAAGGAUGCGCUGCAGGGCUCCACGGGUCUGGCGCGGUUCGGACACGCCUACGCGCCCCUUGAUGAGGCGCUGUCGCGCGCCGUGAUCGACCUGAGCAACAGGCCGUACAGCAUCAUUGAUUUGGGGCUGAGGAGAGAGAAGAUUGGCGAUUUGAGCUGCGAGAUGAUCCCUCACUGCCUUCAGAGCUUUGCGCAGGCGAGUGGGACGACGUUGCAUGUGGAUUGCUUGAGGGGAGAGAAUGAUCAUCACAGGGCUGAGAGUGCGUUCAAGGCGCUUGCUGUUGCUAUCAGGCAUGCGACGACGGUGGUCAAGCAGUGGGAGGGCGAGGUGAGGAGUACGAAGGGUGUGCUGUACUAAGUGUGCAAGGAACGGUAUUCUAGGAACGAUCUGUACGUGACAUGAAUGAAGACAAU